CGUUUAAGGAAGGUCGCGCUGUUUCGCAUCCCCGCAGAAAUUUUUGCCGCUUAUUGCUUAUUAAUGUAAAUCCGGUGAAUUAUAUAUAUACUACUAUAUAUUACACAUAUAUAACCUCUCUCUUACCGCAAUCAAGAAAUAGAAAAAGUAAAUAUUUACUAUUCUAACCGGGAGGAAGAACUGGCCACAGCAAAGACGCGUGAAAAUCGAAAAACGCUUAAAGUGUCUGCCGCCGAGGAAAACACACCAAGUCGCGUUAAGCUGCGGAAAAGAAGAAAAUCCGGAAAAUCUUUGCUUCGAAGAAACCGUUUCGAGUAGUUUAUCGUCAAAGUCACAAGCAGGAGAAGAAAAACGGAAAGGCCGAUUCGUGACGAAGCCGAAAAAGUUCAGUGUGUUGUCUCCAACCAGCGGAAAAGAGGAAACAAAAUAAACGCUCCAUCUUUGCCCAAAAAGGAAAGAAAAAACGCCGGAAAAAGCGAUCACGAUUUUUGCGCAAAGUUUGUGAAGAAGCCGCUUAGUCGAUUCCAUUUAUUUGUUUCCCUUCCUCGUAAUCUGAGUAAUCCGAGUAUUUUUGUUUAGCUUCCGUUUAUCUACGAGACAGCGUGUAGCUUUGCGCGUAUCAAUAAAAGUGACACACAUUUAGAAGCACAGACAAACGAACCUGCCUAAGUGGAACCGAUAGAUACACAGAAGCAUAGUUCGCGAUCGCUUGCACUGGACACCGCCAACUGUUCGUGUGAUCGUCGUUCCCAGCAAUCACCAGCUCCGUCGUCUUCAUGCCACAUGAGAAUUUCUACGACAAGUAGAAGGUCGAAAAGGUUGAAGACGGGUAAUAAAAAAAAUUAUAAUAAGCAAUUUACGGGAGACACGGCCGACCGUUAGAAAACCGAAUCGGACUCCUCCAACGACGCGAAAAGAAAGCUCGAAUUCGCGACUAACAGUGGAUUGUCCUCUUAGUUUUCCUCUACAGGGCCGUAUAACUCAGUUCAAGAAAAAAAUAAGAAGUGUUGAUAACGAGUGUUGGUUUGUCGAGGAAGAAGUAAUCAGAAGAAGAGUGUUUCCCAUUUUCGACAACGAGUGAAUAAAAAUUCUCAUGAAAAUUCAUCAAAAGUAACGAAAGUUAGCCAAAGCCGUAAAAAAAUUCGACCAGUCGUAAAGCGGCAGCGAAGCGCGAGUAGCAGCAGAAGAAAAAUCAUCGCCCCUCUCUGUUUCGGCCGGGUUCGCUUUGGCAGCGCGGAAGAAUCAGUGUGUGAAAAAUUAUUCCAAUCAAUUUCCCGAGAAAAUCGUAAAUAUUUUAAAGAGGCAUCCGCGAUCCGCCGCGUAGAAAGUGUGACGACGCCGAGGUUGGGUGCCGAAAAAAAAAUUAUAUUAAAAGAGAAGGUAGUGGAAAGCGGAAGCAAUUGAUCGGCGGAAGCGGCUGUUAGCUCCAAAACGACACCACCGCCAACAAGCGUCAAAGAUCAGCGAAGGUAGAGAAUCGGUACGUGGAAUCAUCUCCCCCCCAUUGUCACCAGGUUGACCAGAUCCAUCCGAUCGGCAGCAGCAGCAGCACCAGUAGCAGCAGGAGAAAAUUACAGUGCGCGCACCUUUCUCACCCACCCCGGCUUAACGCGCUCUCCGUAGCAGCUUUCAAACCGCGCACCACCAACCGACGAGCAGCCCCCUUUCAGCGCUUUUCUCCACCUCCCAGCUAGACGCAUCCCGCCGCUUGCCAUCAUCCCCCCAAGAAAAGCAAAAGAAGAAAAAGAACGCCCCCUGAAUUCACACCACCGCCAUCACACCGAAGCUAAGUUGUGCUUUUGCUUUUUGCAUCUUCUGCAGCAGUAGCAGUAGCAGCAGCAGCCAGCCAGCCAGCCUUUCAUUCGGCAAGCUCAUCAAAUCCUAGAAACCGCCACAAAACUCGCAAGAGCAUCUGAUUUACCGCCCACCGCACACCACCCGUCUCUCUCGACCGGAUUCCGGCAGUGUGUAAGGACGAGUAAUUACGAGUUACAAGAAAGCAGCGGCAAAACUCUUCCCAAGGACAAUCAAAGCUUUCGUCCGCACCGAGCGAGAGAUAUCAGCGCUGCUGAGAAAAACGUGUAGCACAGGAAGCAAAUUAUCCUCCUCCUACGCGAAUGAAGGCGGACUACUACUGACGGAGUCGCCUGUCAGUCAGUCACUUACUCAUUCAGCGUAGUCAGUCGUGUAGCGAAGGAUACAGAGUGAAACCAAAAAACACGUCCGUUCCUGAGCAACUUGCGAGGGAAUUAAUUUUUUAAUCUUAGCGAAAGUGGAGAAGAAGAGCUGGAUACAGCAAGCAGUCGGUCGUGGAAGUACCUCUAGUCUUCGUUUUAAUUGCCAUAGGAAUUAGCUAGCGGAAAGCAAACAAAAAGCGACGAAAAGGCGAGACAGCACACUUCUCUGGAAACUGAUUCAUCUACAUCGACUUAUCUUGUGAUACAUUUCGGCGACGCAUUUGAGUCUCGAAGAACCGACGUGGCCCACACACUCCGCGUGUUCGGUGGAACUUCUACUUGUGCAUUUGUUAGAAAUCGUUGUCUCAGAGUAGCGCUUUCUUAGUGUUUAUUCGUGUCAGUAGUGAGUGUAGAGUUGUGUCCUCCCCAAAUCAUCCGUAGAACGAGACACGUGUUGUGAUUAACCCGCGAGGGAGAAACAGAAGAUAAGAUUACGCACCUGGUUCCUACUUCUCGGCACCAGAGAGACUAACUAACUAACGUCAGGCCUACAGUAGCGCAUAAACGAAGCAACUGAAAGCGCACACACACAAAACAGACAGAACACAAAGAAACAACAACAAAAAAGCUCCUUUCGAACCCAGUAGUUUAUGGCUGCCAUGAUGAACAUGACCAACCUACUGAACGGAAAGGAUAGCCGCUGGCUCCAGCUGGAGGUGUGCCGCGAAUACCAGCGGAACAAGUGCUCCCGCCCGGACACCGAGUGCAAGUUCGCCCAUCCGCCGGCCAACGUUGAAGUACAAAAUGGACGCGUCACCGCGUGUUACGACAGUAUUAAGCUGGAAUUACCAUAUCGAAGACCAAGGAAGGCCGCCCUUAAUGUAUGCAAUUCGGAAAUUGUUUGAAAACAGAAGAAAACGGAAACCCCGAAAUGACACAAAAAGGGAAGCACUUUGCCGACGCGACGCUGCCGGAGAAAGGGGUGAAGACAUUAUUCGACAUUUGUCCUCGGCUAUGAACCGGUGACAACUGCAGUAGCACAGCAGCAAUGCCAUGCGGCAAGACGGAAGUGGCGUGCCAAACACUGAUAAUGGAGUUCCGUAUUGGAAUCAAUUAGAUGUGAUUGACAAUUCAUUUGCGUUUUCUUUUUCGGGUUGUCACGGAAAGGCAAACGGAACGAAGAGGUUCUUUCCGAAAAUUUGCAUUAUUGUUUUAUUCUUUA
Messenger RNA from Armigeres subalbatus, 3399 nucleotides. Its product is annotated as protein muscleblind-like. Gene Ontology annotation, biological process: regulation of RNA splicing. The transcript has 3 exons. Lineage: Eukaryota; Metazoa; Arthropoda; Insecta; Diptera; Culicidae. Bases 2828 to 3082 code for a protein of 84 amino acids. The record is from RefSeq and is a predicted model, not a curated record. Gene Ontology annotation, cellular component: nucleus. Gene Ontology annotation, molecular function: RNA binding; metal ion binding.